AUUCAUUCGUUUCACUUUCAUAUGAAAGUGAAACGAAUGAAUAGUGCAAAGAAAAAAAAUCAAAGAAGACAAGCCGCUCUUAGCAACAAACGAUAUAUGUUCAUCCCUAUUUUUAUUGGCUGGAGGCUUAUAAGCGAAUUCGGAAUAACCCUCAUUGUAACUCCACAAGAAACCGGGAAAAAAAUUUAGUGUUUACGGAACAUUAAGCAAGGCAAUCUGAGCCGAUCAAUAUUCUUUCUCAAUGUAGAAGUUUGUUCGAUUGAGCUUAUGACGUGAACGAAAAUGCAUUCUAUUUUUCCAAACUUUCUUUAAAUACAUGGAAAAUAUUUAUCCAUUAAAAGAACAUUAUAGAACGAAUUCUUCUGCUUCCAAACAUGAUAAAAGAUGUGCUGGGAAGUAUUUUUUAGGAUAAGGAAUACGCUUCUUGACAUACUUAAUCGAAAUGAAGCAGAAAACUUUUUCACUGAAAUGGAAUCUGGUCUUUGUCCUUUUUAAAGAGAACGGCACAGAAACCAUUCUAUUAUCCAGUGAAAUGGUAUGAAACACGUUCCAUAUAGGCAAGAAAUGACUUUCAAUCAAAAAGACCGCGUUCCAGAAUAUAAUGAAACGUGAACGAAAGCGUUCCUCAAAUCGAAGAACGUGGUAUUAUCACUAUAGGAUGCAUUCAACAAAAUAAAGAAUCCAUUAUUCACUAACAACAUUGCGUUUCAUUUUUUGACGAACCGGUUUUUCUUCAAUUUUUUUGGAACAUUUUCUACUGGGGAUCAGCAUGUGAUUUGCAGAUAAAUAUAAAAAACAAAAAGAAAACAAAAAAUCAAUAUAGAAAUUUCUGUUGUGUAGUUUCAAGAAUUUUUUGUCUCAAAUUCUCUUUGACAUACAUUUAAUGUACAUAUGAAAAAUCAAUAAAAAAAUUGUUGAAAUAGUUUCAACUGCUAAUAUUCCUAUUUUUUAAAAGACAUAUAAAAAUAUGAGCUUUGAUUCUUUAUUGAUAGUUACGUGUACUCUAAAAAGUGAAUCAUACAAAUCAAUCAUCCUAGACGGUCUGAAUAUCAAAAGUAUACUGUGAAAUCUACCAUUUAAAAUGUUGAUUUCUAUUGCGGAUUGCCAAACCAAUAGGAUUUGAGAUCGAAUACAGCUCAGAUUUCAACUCUGCUGUCUAACUUAGCCUCAAGAAGUCGUUUUUCCUAUAGCUUCAUUACUAUUGGUCACUGCACAACUAAUAGUAUUUCGAUGGAAGUGCAGUACACAUUCGAAUUCUCCAUCUCUGAAAACCUCGGAGUAUCAUCACUAUGAUCGGAAGAUAGAGCUCUCUUUGUGGAUCAAUUAGAUCAUGGACCAAAAUCUAAUCUAGUUUUCUUUAAUUAUCCUUGUUAUAUGUAAGUCAUUCCUCUUGUUUCUUUAUGUUUUAUAUAUCAGUUUGUAGCUCUUGAAAUUCUCUAUCGAAAGGUAUAUAAUAGUUGGAGUUUCGAUUGACUAUGAUAGGAAGUCUUUUACGAAAGUCGCGAUGGGUCCAUUUUUCCACAGAAAGCUAUAGGAAAAAAUGACUAUUUUUGCAAUAACUCAGGAACGGCUCGGUCGAUCCUUCUCAUCUUCAAAAUCGAUCGAGUUAUUGUCAAGACUAAUCUGUGUAGAAAGUUUCAUCGCAAUCUGACUCUGCUGUCAAAAGUUAUCAUGUAAACAGCCAACCGAACGUUUGGACACAGUGACUAUUCUACAGUGUACUCACUUUUUGAGUAGACAAUACUAUGAUUCAGUUCAAAACUAAUAUCAGAUUCAGAAUCAGUGUUAAAAACUGAGUCGAUUAAUGUAUUUUGUGAAUAAUUACGAGCAAAAAUUGUUUUCGAAAAAUCCCCGUACCCCCUCUCAGGAAUGGCCUGGUCAAAAAUCACAAUUUUUUCCAUAACUCAGCCAUUUCUUGACGGAUCAUUCUCAUCUUCGAACUUGACCGAGAUAAUUUCAAGACUGAACUGUGUAGAAAAUUUCAUCAUGAUCGGACUCUCCUUUCGAAAGUUAUCGUGUAAACAGCCGGCCGGACAUACUGACUGAUUCUAGAGUGUACUCACUUUUUGAGUACACAAAAAAGCAGCACAAUAAAUAAUUGAAUGUUCUUUAAUGAAGUUGCUAAUAUCUAAUUGUAUACCUAUAAAGAAAAGGUUGUAUUAUAAAAUCAAUAUAAAUUUAAUCAAGAUUUUUCUUUUUUUUUAAUUCUUUUUCAAUUCGUUUAUUUCCAUUAUUCAUGACCAUCUCUCUCUGUGGCUCUGUGUAUUAGUCGAUAAAAAAACGUCAGAUUCCUAUGUUUUCUAUAUACAUGUCAUGGGCAAAAUCAAAAUUCAUCCAAAUUUUAAAUUUGCCUGAACUUUUCAUGCAAAUUUCAAAAUUGACUGACUUUUGACAAGGCAAAUUUUAAAUUUGCCCAAAGAAUUGGUCAAAUUUCAAAUUUCACUAAAUUUUAAUUUUGCUCAUAGCAUACAUAUAGAUAAGCAUAAUCAUACUUACAUCUUUCAUAGCCUAAAAAAAUAAUUAUUUGUAACAGAAUGACUACCGCGAUCUAUAUCUCUUUCCAAAGAGAAAAGAAGAAUAUUAUUUGUGUUUUCGAUGAUAUAUUAAUUAGGUUGGCCUACAUAUUUCAACAGAUUCAUACAGUCUCUCUGAAGAUAUUUCCACUGUACUAAAAAUCUCUUCUAAAGCCUUUCCUCAAUUCCACUAAUUCAAAUAUAAGAUUAAAACUAGUCGAUAAAUAAAUUAAGUCAUAACGAAAACCAACAGAAAAGAAAACAAAAUAGAUAAUUUUUUAACAGUCUCACCCUCUCGAGAAAAAAACAAAAAAGAAAACAGCCACUAUCAUCAAGAUAAAAUUGGAAACGAGUAGAAACUUCGAACGAUGUUGAUUUUGCGAAAAUUCAAUUGAACUUUUCACUUUUUCCUCUUUACGCUCUCUCUGUCUUUUGUCUUAUUUUAUCAUUUUAUUCUCUUCUUUCUUCCUAUUUCAGUUCCUCCAUUACGUGGAAGUUCAAUUGACAUUCAUCCAAAUGCUAAAUGGCAACAAAAUGGUAUCACUGUGGCUGGAGGAAAAGGAUCUGGCAAUGAAAUCCAUCAACUCUCUUACUCAUCGGGUUUGUAUAUUGAUGAAGAUCAAAAUGUCUAUGUCGCUGAUCAAAAAAAUCACCGUGUUGUGGAAUGGAAAUGGGGUGCGACGAGUGGCCAAGUAGUCGCUGGUGGAAAUGGACGAGGAAGUGGGGCUCAUCAGUUGUCUUACCCAUUCGAUGUGAUUGUUGACAAAGAGAGAGAUAGUCUCAUCAUCUGCGAUCGUUCGAAUAGAAGAGUGGUUCGAUGGCCUCGUCGAAAUGGAACAAGUGGAGAAACAAUCAUCUCUAACAUAGAUUGUUGGGGUUUGACAAUGGACGAGAAUGGAUCUCUCUAUGUUGCGGAUGAGGGAAAAGAUGAAGUGAGACGAUAUCGAAGAGGCGAAUCCCAAGAAACAGUGGUUGCAGGUGGCAAUGGAAGGGGAAAUCGUCUCGAUCAACUCUAUCGCCCACAAUACAUAUUUGUCGAUCGAGAUCAUUCAGUAUACGUGUCUGAUUGGGGAAAUAAUCGUGUGAUGAAAUGGGUGGAAGGUGCAAAACAAGGAAUUGUCGUGGCUGGUGGUCAAAAAUAUGGAGAUAGCCUUACACAGUUAUCAUAUCCUAAAGGAGUUGUUGUCGAUCAAUUGGGCACUGUCUAUGUAGCUGAUGACGAAAGUGAUCGAAUCAUACGUUGGCCCAAAGGAGCCACACAGGGAAGUGUCAUUGUUGGUGGAAACGGUAGAGGAGAACAACCGAACCAACUCAGAGGGCCCUUCGGUUUGUCAUUCGAUCGGCAUGGCAAUCUCUAUGUCGUUGAUUGGGGAAAUGAUCGAGUACAAAAAUUUAACAUCGACUAA
Rotaria sp. Silwood1 is the source of this 3919-nucleotide messenger RNA. Lineage: Eukaryota; Metazoa; Rotifera; Eurotatoria; Philodinida; Philodinidae. The record is from the annotation of a GenBank genome assembly.